AAGCUUAAGAUGACAUGGGCUAAUGACGUGGCCAUUUCUCGCUGUUGUAUUCUCAUUUAUUAAAGUGUGGAUUUUUCAUUUUCGUGGCUUGUAUUUGAUAAAUGAUUAUAUGAUUUUUGAGAACCCUGUAUCUACUGACUAUGCUUGCCAGCAGAUCUCGCAUCCUCUAAAUCAUCCUUAGAUAAGAUAAAGAUAGGAAAAAUAAAAUGUUGCGUUGUACAGUCGAGGUAACGGUCGGCGGGAAGAAGAACAAGGCCAAAGGAUCGGAUCAAGGUCUUCUUGUCGAAUCGGGGGGCAUCCGUGUCCGAGGAUGCUGUGGCAAUCGCCUCUUUGCGACUAAAAACAUAGCGUUUCUACGGCUUUCCUCUGCCAAUGAAGCUGCUACUGGGAACUCGAAGUCGGUCAAAGGUGCUAGUGGCGGUGCUGGAGGUUCCUCCACGACUGGAAGUGGAACAAACCUGAUGAUCCAGGUGAUGCAACCCUCUGCGACUGUAUUCGGAUUGAAUGGCGAGCCGUUUGCUGUACGUCAAUUUGCAGAGCGGUGUAGCAAAGAACUACGUCUCAAAUUACGAAAUUCUGGUGGUUCCUGAUAACAACAUGUCGCGCCUAUAUUCUUGGAUCUCUUGUUGAGAACUUAGUUUUUUUAGCUGCUCUCAAGAUUAUUAUGGAGGAUGGAUAGCAGCUGCCGCACUGCAGGAGGAUAAAAUGAUCACUUACGAGUGAUCUUCAUCUAUGAUGCUUGUUGACAAGGUUAUGAUUCUUUUUGACAGCGUCAGUGUACAACCGCUAAGCGAAGUGCAGGGACUAAGUGAAGCUGGAGCUCCGGGCGAGAAAGGGAGUGAUAAAACCACGCGCCGACGCUCGAAUACCGGAAGAGAGCCUGCGCUGUCGAGUCUCUUCCUCUCCGCAGCCGGUGCGAAGAGCGCCAGCUCAACGCAGACGCGGGCGACAGCACCACUAGAAGCUGCUGAGAAAUCUUCUUCCAAGCGGAGGCUUUCUUCAUCAUUGGGGGAGAAAAAUGGUAAGUCUGUUGAUGGAGAAACCAACCAUACUUCUAGAUCGGGCUCGAAGCGUCUGAAGAGUGUCCCGACACCAGCACCAGUUCCAGCGACCGAGAAAGACGCUGAGGCACAGAAUCUUCAGAAAGUGAUAACAAUAGAGGACGAUGCCGAUGAGGAACCUGUAGUUGUGAAAGAGAAUUUGUUUUCCCUUUUGCCCGAUGAGAUCAUCGAUUGCAUCAUUUAAGGCUACAGGAAAUCCAUCUUCCGUAGCAUCUUUAUUUUUCCCGUUUUACGAUGGGAAAAUGGGGGGCCCAAGAUGCUGCUGAAGAUGGGUUUUCCCUUGGUUCUAAAUCAUUGACUUUCUCAAUGGCUCUCGCGGCCUGCAGAUUCGUCCAGUCUGCCGCUGGUUCGCGGACAUCAUGCGGGAGCGGGCACGACGGCUCACGUUGAACCUAUGUGAUGCGCGACACAUUCCCGCGGAACGCGUCUUCGACAUGUUCGCAGGGCACAAGAAUUGCCAACACUUCUAUCUCUGCCACCUGCAGCAUCGCCUCGACGUCAAAGAGAUGAUUCUCCGAAGUGGGGAUCGCUUUGGGAAGCUCCGCACACUGUGCUUAUACGGUUGUGACACCUUAACUAGUGCGGCUACGGCGAAAAUCUUCCAAGCACUGCCACAGCAAAACUCCUUGGAGCGGUACUUCUACUUUAAGUUCUUGGAAGUUGCCUACCUGCAACUGGCUAUUAGAAAACUUACAGGUAAAUGCGAAAGCCAACUUUACCUUCUGGGCUUCUAAAUUCAGAAUAACUGCUACUUGUCAGAUGGAUUUGGAAAAGCCAUCGGUUGGUUUUUAUCGUGCUUCACCUGUUUGAUUAUCGUUGGUUGAACCUUUUUGCCUUUCUGUCGUUUGGCAUCGCGUUUUUCGUUGACUUUGUGGUUGUUCUUGGUUAGGUACCCAGACUAAACUAUUACUAUUAAUUUCGACCUUCACCUGUUCUUUGUACCUAAAAACAGGCUCUGUCUUGUUGGUUGCAAUGCAGUCAGCGAAAGUGCGUUUGAGAAGGAGGGGACCGCAAGCUUGCAUUCGCUCAAAUCUUUGGAACUAGGACGAGCUGAUUCGCACAGAGAAACGGCAAAUGCGUUCACGGAUAGAGUCCUAGAUUUGCUGCCGUUUUCGGUCUCACUGCAACGGGUACUUCUCCUUGGUCAAUCGGUCGUCUCCGGGAAUGGAAUCUUCAGUCAUCGUUCCUGUGCGAACUUGAGAUUUCUGGAUUUGCGGCACAGCGGUGUGACUUCGCUUGCGGGAUUGGCAUCCUUGACCGAAUUGGAGCAACUGAGCCUGGCGUACAACACCCAACUGCGACCGUCCCAGGUCGCUUCUGCCUUUGUCGGAGAUCAGGGAGAGGAGCUUCGGCGGAGCUUGCAAGCUCUAGACUUAUCAGGAUUACUGCUACCUGCAGCAUUUCAGAGUGACCGACCGCCAGCGUUCCCGAAUCUGCGACAGCUUAGCCUAGCGAAUUGCCACGUCAUGAGGGAAGCUAGGGUGGAACUUGGAGCAGUGGACCCCGCCAAUGUUGUCAUCAACAACAACAUGAACGUUGCUGGCAAUCCUGCCCCACCAGUGCAACCGCCUGCACCAGUACAGCCGGCACGACCAGUACAACAAACCGUAGGAGUUACGCUUGUUGUCGAAAAUUUCAAUUAUGUGCUGGCUUCGCUGUCUACGUGUCCAGCGCUAGAGCACCUGGACGUUGGCGGCGUGAAGAUGGAAGCAGCUAUUGACCCAAUGUUUCUUCCCAGAGCUCGCCCAGAGUCACUACGCUUGUUGUCGGGAAUUAACGAUGAUGAGGUGGGCGACCUCCGUUUCUUCGAUGCAGCGCUACAAGCGGUGCCGGUCUUGACCUCCGAGGAAGUGCGCUCUUUAGGCGGCAAGGUGCCGGAAGUAGAAGAUCGUAGCAGGAAGCCGGCCCCUUUCAGCGUGCAGCGCUUGAGCCGCACUGUAUUCCAGACAUACCAUCAGAGGCCAUGGCUCUGGUGGAGUCACGCGACGUCCUCUUGAGAGUAGAGGAAUCACAUCUUCUUCGUAUGGCUACGCAUAUAAUGAUGAUGAUGAACAUGUGAAUAGAUACAUCUUCGGAACUGACUGUCUUUGCUUACACAUUUGAAAUUCGCGCAUGUUCUUGGUGUGACGAGACGUGGAGAGUCAAAGUGGUCUCAACGUCGAGGGAAAAAAUGAUACCGUGUGAAGUCUGAAGAGAAUUUGCUAGAAGAUCACGAUGUACGAAAAAGACUGAAGCUUCAGUGUUCGAC
Messenger RNA from Amoebophrya sp. A25, 3309 nucleotides. The record is from the annotation of a GenBank genome assembly. NCBI's taxonomy places the organism in Eukaryota, Dinophyceae, Syndiniales, Amoebophryaceae.